Molecule: messenger RNA, 982 nt
Organism: Drosophila virilis
Lineage: Eukaryota; Metazoa; Arthropoda; Insecta; Diptera; Drosophilidae
Gene: to
Product: takeout
Source: RefSeq, a predicted model, not a curated record
UUAAUGCUCAAAGCAUCUAAUUUCGUUAAUGUGGCACAAUUGACUAAGUUAUCCUACUAGUAUAAAAGCUAAGAAACACUCGAGUAAUAACUUAGUUGUUUCAGUACAUUCAUUUGAAUACGUCUUUAAUUUGUAUUGCAUCGUGAAAAUGUCGCAAGUUGUUUUAAUCGUCAUACUUUGUACAGUUCUCGCUGUGAGAGCCGAUUUCCCUGAUGAUCCCAAACCUUGUAAAUAUGGGGAUUCCAAGUGCAUCGUAAAGUUGAUCAACGAGCUGAUCAGCGAGAAGGCAACGAGAGGCGCUCCUGAUUUCAAUUUGAUGAAACUUGAUCCUCUGCCAGUGCCCACGACGAACGUAAAACAGGGCGAGGACAGUCCAGUCAACAUUGAUUUAACGUUUAAGGAUAACAAAGUCCACGGUAUAAGCACAAUGAAGAUCCGUAAAGUCAAGUUUCGGCAAGGAUAUGACACAAAAGCACGAAAUACUAUUAAAUGCGGAUCCUACAUAAUGGUGGGACCCUACAUAAUAAAGGGAAAGGUCCUAAUACUACCCAUCAACGGCGAUGGCUUGAGCAACUUGACUUUGGUCAACUGUGAUAUUGCGUUAAGCUUCACGGGCAAACCAUUUGAGAAGAAUGGCGAGACCCACAUGGAGAUAGCCAACCUGAGACUUACGACCAAGCCGGAGCGUUUGUAUUACCACUUCAGUAAUCUGUACAAUGGCGAUAAGGCCCUGGGUGACAAUAUGAAUGCGUUCCUCAACGACAACUGGGAAGCCAUAUUUUUGGAGGUGCGACAGUCGAUGGAAUUAGCAUUCGCGGAAAUAUUUCGAACAAUUAUUACAAGCGUGUUCUCAAAGAAUCCUUACGCUAAGUUCUUUGAGGAAUGAAUGACAUUUUAUAAAGUCAAUAAGACCUAGCCAGCGGAAUUUUUAAUAGAUAAAUGUAAAAAUAAAUCAUCCCGUUGACAAACGAUUACUAGAAUA